CUGGAGAAUUGAGGUGCUACAAGCAGCCAGCUGGAGAUGAAACUGAGAUGCUGAGGCAGAGAGCAGGCAAGCAGGCUGAAAAGGAGGAGCAAUGAUCCAGAACAGUGGUGUGUAAAAUGAGGGGUGGAUAAGCAGUUUAAUUGGCUGGGUUGAGCUGCUGGUCCCGAUGCGGACAGGAUGCGUGCGCCGCAGGGACGAUCACCUUUUGAUCCCAUGGGGAAGCCUGAAUUACGUCUUGUUACCUCGUUCUCAUCGAUCAGUUCAUCGUCACUCAAUCCUCGACCUUUUGCAAAGAGCUGGUAUAGACGUGCUGGUGAGGAUUGAGAGAGCGCGACAGCAGACGACCACUUACACCCCCCAGCGAGGCUCCACCGGCGCGUUUCCCUGACAGCUCUCACCAUACCUGGGCGGGAUAGGUGAAUGAAUGACCAUGUUCAGCAACUACACCUUCGACAGCGGCAACAAAGAACAACCAACCAACAACAAUGGGGCCAUCACCUCUUCCAAUUCUUCAAUGUCAGCCACAACCGUUGAUGAAAACAAGAGAAAAAUGAUCAUCACACCUCCCAGCACGAGCACCGCCUCUUGGGAGUCUUCAUCAUCAGACUCGCUUGAGAAGGGCGGGGGGGAGGAGGAGUGUGACGAAGAUGACCCCUUCGAAAGGGGUAGGGGGAAAUACAACCGGAGUCGAAGACAGGAUGUUGACGACGGUGAGGAGCAAUCACCCAUGACAGUAAAGAGGAAACCCAACCCAAGAAAGGAACUCAGCUUCACUGCCGAGGAGGAGAGGGCUGUAGUAAGAAAAUUUGACAAGAAGGUGGUGGUUCUCAUGGCGGUGUUGUACAUGCUUGCGUUUCUAGAUCGGUCGAACAUUGGCAACGCAAGAAUAGCCAACAUGGACAACGACCUCCAGUCUAACCCGCCAAACCCGCAGUUUUAUUCCCAUGCCCUCUCGUCGUUUUAUCUUGCGUAUCUCCUGUUUGAGUGGAUGGCUAUUCUUUGGAGACUAAUACCGGCGCAUAUCUACGUCUCGGUGUUGGUAGCCUCGUGGGGAGUGGUGGCUUGCCUGCAGGGGAUAGCGACGAGCUACCCUGUGCUCAUCGUCUUGAGGUUCUUGCUCGGGAUCGGGGAGGCGGGCUUCACCGGGGUGCCGUUUUAUUUGAGUUUUUUCUUCAAGAGGGAGGAACUGGCUUUGAGAACGGCGAUUUUCAUCUCUGCCGCCCCCCUAGCAACCUCCUUCUCCUCCACCCUCGCCUUCGCGAUCACCUCCCUCUCCUCCCUCAUCCCCCUCGCCCCCUGGCGCCUACUCUUCCUCCUCGAAGGCCUCCCCUGCAUCCUCAUCGCCCCGCUCGCCUACUCCCUCCUCCCCUCCACCCCCUCCACCGCCCCCUUCCUCACCCCCCGCCAGAAGAAAAUCGCCCGUUUCCGCCUCCCUUCCCCAUCCCCCCCUUCCACCUCCUCCAGCCUAACCGCCCUGCGCGACCCGAUAGCAUGGACAACCUCCCUGAUAAUCCUCCUCACAAACCUAGCCUACUCCUCCCUCCCAGCCUUUUUACCAACGAUCCUAACCUCAAUGGGCCACACCCCCCUCUCCUCCCAAGCCCUCUCCGCACCUCCCUACCUCUUAUCAUUCCUCGCAGUCCUGAUAACAGCAUACCUAUCAGACCUCUAUCGCACCCGCGGCCCCUUCCUCGUCUUCCACGCUUGUUUCUCCUGUGCCGGGUACCUCCUCCUAUCCCUCUCCCAAUCCUUCUCCCUCCCCCCCGGCAGCUGGGUUCGGUACUGUGCAGUCUUCCCAGCAGCAGUGGGCUUCUUCAAUGUCAUCGUCCUGACGAUAGCAUGGAACGUCAACAACCAACACGGCGACCCCAAAGCAAAGAGCGUGGGGUUCGCGCUCAUGCAAGUAGUUGGACAGCUUGGCCCGUUGGCAGCUACGAGGUUGUAUCCCGACCGCGACGGGCCGUACUACACCUUUGGGAUGGGGGUUUGUGCAGCGGCGAUGGGGAUGGUGGUGGUUUUGGCGAUGGGGUUGAGGGUGUACAUGCGGAGGGAGAACCAAAAGUGGGAGAGGGAGCAAGGGGAGAGGAGUGGGGAGGAGGGGGUUAUGUUGAUGGAUAGGGGGGGAGGAGGUGACCAGGAAAGGGGAGGAGUGGAAGAGGAGAGGGAGUUUAGGUAUAUGCUUUGAUUUUUUUGUUUUUUUUUUGGGAGGGGGGAGGGGAGGUUCGUUUGGAAGAUUUGGUUGCAAAAUUCCAUCUUUUUAAUGAUGGGUUUCUGGGUAUGGCUUGGAUGGGAAUUGGGUUCGGAAGCAUUUAUAGCACAGUUCAAAGGGCAUGCACCAAAGGGCAACCAUUUGGCAGGGCGAUUUGGAUGGACACUUUCUUCUGUUUGGAUGCUCAUGGAUGGAAAAUAGCAAGGGUUGCAUAGGAUAUUAUAAUCUAACACCUUCACCUUUCUCACA
Molecule: messenger RNA, 2458 nt
Organism: Podospora pseudopauciseta
Lineage: Eukaryota; Fungi; Ascomycota; Sordariomycetes; Sordariales; Podosporaceae
Exons: 3
Coding region: 425-2185 (586 amino acids)
Biological process (GO): transmembrane transport
Cellular component (GO): membrane
Molecular function (GO): transmembrane transporter activity
Source: RefSeq, a predicted model, not a curated record